Nerophis lumbriciformis (worm pipefish) is the source of this 1824-nucleotide messenger RNA. RefSeq names its product SAM and SH3 domain containing 3 (gene sash3). The record is from RefSeq and is a predicted model, not a curated record. Gene Ontology annotation, molecular function: protein binding. Lineage: Eukaryota; Metazoa; Chordata; Actinopteri; Syngnathiformes; Syngnathidae.
UCUUCUGCUUGUGCGGUCAUGUGACUUCCUUUUGGCUCUUAGUGGAGUGCACCGCCGCAUCAUCGGUUUAUGUCUGACAUCAACAAGGACAAAGAAACAUUAGCUCUCUGGCAUUAGAUACUGGUUUUUUGGUUGUUGUUGUUGUUGUUGUUGUGGCGGCGAUCUGCGGGGCAGCCAGGAAGACAUGCUGAGGCGAAGGCCUUCCAACGCCUCAGAGAAGGACCAGGUGCAAAAGAAGAAGCUCACCCUGCAGAGGUCCAGCAGCUUCAAGGACUUCAUGAAGCCCAAAGUGGUUUCCCCGGUCACCUCUGAGAAAGAAUUUACCAUCGACGAGACCGUGGAAGACGGCGUAGCAGAUGGAGGCAAGAGCGGCAGCAGGCUGGGCAAGACGUGGCGCAAUGUCAUCUCCCGUACGAUGACGCGCAAAACCUCCAAGAUGGUGCAGAAGGUUCUGUCAGAGGAGGGGGGGGGGAGCAGUGAGGAGGUGUCCCCCUUCCAGCCCGGCUGGCUCCCAUCAGCCACGAGUCCAGGCCAGAGGACGUCCCUGUGCUCCACAGGCUCCGAGGACACCGUGUCCAGUCCGCUCAUCUGCACUUUUUCCGGCAACAGUGACCGACAGAGCCUGGACAGCGGCUACUGCCAGAGGGACAGCCUGCGACUGGAGGACAGCGCCUACAACGGACCCUUCUGCGGACGAGCCCUGGUGCACACCGACUUCAUGCCGAGUCCUUACGACGUGGAGUCGCUGAAACUCCAAAAAGGGGACAUCAUCCACAUCAUCGACAAACCACCUGCCGGCACCUGGACGGGGAAGCUCAACAACAAGGUGGGCUCCUUCAAGUUCAUCUACGUCAACCUCCUGCCCGACGACAGCCCCCCAGCCAGGGGGAGGCCUUGCGGCAGAAAAAUCAGCAGGACCAAAUCCAGACCGUCGACCCUGGAGGAAGUUCUGGACAGCAUCGGUCUGUUGGAACUCACUUCAUUGCUGUCCAUGCACGGCUUCCAGAACCUGGAGGACUUCAGUGGCCUAAGAGAAUCUCACCUCAAUGAGCUGAACAUCACGGACCCAGACCAGCGCUCCAAGAUCUUGAGCGCCAUUGACCUGCUCAGAGAAUCUGAGGAUGAAUGCAGCCCAGAGGAACAAGAAGAUGAUGAGGAAGAGGUGGAGGAGGAGGAGGACAGAUCCAUGGGGGAUGCCAAGGAUACCAGGGACUCGGGAUGCUUUGAGAGUUCUGAGCAUCUGGAAGUUGGAGACGAGGAGACAAAACCCGAGGAUGAAGAUGAGACAAAAGCAGAGGAUGAGGAGACAGACAAGGAGACACAUCUAGAGGAUGAGGAGACAGACAAGGAGACAGAAGAGGAGUUCCAAGGUGAGGAAGCAGAAGCCAAGAAGGAGGAGACACCAUCAGAAGCACUGGAUGAUGUUCAGCAACACCUGCAAGAACUAAGUGUGCAAGAGGGUGGUUCUUAAAAGACUCCGAAGAAAUGGUUAAAAAGUUUUGGUGGACAGAAGCUUUAAGAGCUGAAGAAGCUCGUAUACUGUAACGUGUGUCAUAUUGCAAAGUCUUAAAUGCCGUUUGCUGUACAACAUUCGCACUUCACAUGGAAAUGUCCCCACUGUGACCUUCUCCAUUGGUCAAAGGUCUUCUUGCAGCAGGGGAAAAUUAUUUUUUCCGAACGUUUUUUGAAGGUAGUUUGUCUUUACUUGUAAUGUGAGAUGUUCUGUAAAUAGUAACCUGAGACUUGUACGCCAUUGCUGUCACAUUUUAUAGACAGUCAAAACGCAUCAACUAAAAUUCCUAAUAAAACAAAUAUUUUUUGUCA